This is a messenger RNA of Branchiostoma belcheri (Belcher's lancelet), 3109 nucleotides long. RefSeq lists its product as uncharacterized. Lineage: Eukaryota; Metazoa; Chordata; Leptocardii; Amphioxiformes; Branchiostomatidae. Bases 35 to 3109 code for a protein of 1024 amino acids. The record is from RefSeq and is a predicted model, not a curated record. The transcript has 7 exons.
AAAGAACUUCUUCGUUCUCGUAGCCGUGUUGACGAUGCUGGUUCCGAUAGGGUACUUCAUGGUAACGGCCUCGUCAACAGUAACUGAGGUUCACAAAAGAGGCCUGAACACGAUGAUAGAGGAACCUUCGUACGCGAUGGAAGGCAAGUACGCGAUGGAAGGCAAGCACGCGAACGGGGGGCCCGCAAAAAUGCAUUCAGAUGCAGGCAAGGACGUCCCACUGUCUCAGAAUGAUGGCGUUGCUCUGAAAGACACAGGCUCGGACGGACAAUUACAAAGACGGUUUGAUGAAAUCAAGGAAAAGAAAUUAAAGUUACAACAAAGCUCGUCGGUGAAGAGGGAGAAGGAAGAAGAAUUUAGUGACAAGGAGGAACAGAAACGGUCAAGAAGAAAAGAAGAUGUACAGAAAGAGGAGGAUGGGAGAAAGGAAGAUAAGGAGGCAAAGCACAGGCGUGAUUCUAACCGAGAAACUAACCGAAGGGAUCACCCAAAGCCGAUUGUCAAAGUAGAAGAAAGGAUACAGGCACUUGAAAAAGAGCGGGCAGAAAGACUAGAGAAAAUCAUGCAUGGCGCUCCGGAGAAGAAACAAGUCAUGCACAAAAUGCACGGUCAUGGCCAGGGAAUGAAAGUACAUGGAGAAAAAGAAGACAACAUUGUCCACGGACAGGAAGGGCAAAAAGACGAGGAACCCUUCGAUAAAAGACAUGAGGACGACGGUGAAAACUUACCCGUCAAAAAUCGCCGGAAAAGUAUGAGGAAGAGUGAUCAACAACAGAACAGAGCUGGUGACAAGGCAAAGUCGGGAACAGAUCUAGAGGGGCCGAAAGUCGUACACUUUGUAUGGGACGGUGGCAGAGACUUUAGGUUUCACGACCUUCUCAGUGUUAAGAGCGCCCGCAAACAUCUUGAGCCGGAAGCAAUUGUCUUCCACGCCGUCAAAGCACCCGAUGGAAAAUGGUGGAAAGAAGCAAACGACAUCCCAACAUUUCAGUUCAGUCAAAUAUCACUUGACGACAACAAUAAGAACGACGACGAUCAAGGUAUAGACGAAAGAAGACCCAAAUCGGACAGCUACCUUGAGGCAAAAGUAGACAUCCUUCUCAGAGAAGGUGGCAUCAUGUUGGACACAGACACUUUCGUGCUCAAACCGUUCGACCCUCUCUUGCGUUACGACUGUGUGGUAAGCCGCGGAGCAACAGGGCUAAACCUUGGCGUGCUCAUAGCCAAGAGAGGGGCACAAUUCUUAAAGAUUUGGAAGAAAAGUAUGGAACAAGACGGCUACAAAGCUCCCGAGGCGGUGGUGGCGCGACAUCUGGACUUGGUACACGUAGAAGACAGCAGUUUAUACAGACCACGUUGGACGGACGGUUGGGACCCUCUUAGCAUCUACUACAACAACGUUGACCUGGACUCCAACUACGCCAUCAAGCUAGAAUACGACAAGUACAAUCUAGAAGAGACGCCGGAAACCAUAACAAAACUGGACACGUCGUUUGGCCACCUAGCGAGAAGCGUGUAUCUGACAUCUCCCAAUGAUGUUGCCAAGAGUCAACGGUCACCAAUAUCGCCUAACAGGGAAGCCGUUGUACCAAAUGAGGUCCAUUUUGUCUGGUUUGACGGGGCUAGUAGAGGCAGCAAGUUUGAGUUCAGGCAUUUUCUCAGCGUCAAGGCUGCUUGGGACUACGUAGGUGCGGGAAAAGUGUUCUUCCACACCGACGCUAGCUUUGAUGGAGUGUGGUGGGACAGAGUCAUUGAGAGAGAAAACGUCAAAAUCGUCCCGGAAAACGCGUCAGACUCUCUUGAUGGCGUCCCCGUGACCAUUCCGGAUCACCAAGAGCUCGCCACCGCUUUAGGGAUCCUACAGAGUAGAGGCGGCAUCUACCUCAACAUCGACGUCAUUGGACUGAAAUCGUUUGAACCGUUACGUCAUUAUGGCGUCACGAUGGGUAGAAGCAUACACGGACUCAGCAACGCCGUGAUUUGCUCCAAGCCAGGUUCGGAGUUUCUCAAAUUGUGGACCGAAAGUUUUCGAAAGUUUGGCGAGGGGAAAUGGGACGUCUUCGCCUCGGAAGAGCCGUUUCGCCUCGCUAACGAAAACCCGCAUCUCCUUCGUAUCGAAGAGUACAGCCUUUUCCGUCCUGAACUCUCGCAUUGGAGUGACCUGGACGCUCUCUACACCCAAAAUGUCUCUUUGGAGAACAACUUUGCCGUUCAGCUUUUCUACGACAAGUUGGGAAAGCAAAUCGACCAGUACGACAUUCUCGGCAUGGAAUCCACCUUCGGAUGGAUGGCGCGAAAACUGUUCUACAGGUUGAAUGAGCCGGUGCUAAGAGGAGAGGAGCCCCUCCCACAUGACCAUUACGUCGUCCCCAACAUCUUUCACUACGUCUGGUUCACCUGCCAUGACUUCCGCUUCCACCACCUCCUGAGUGUGAAGAGCAUGUACCUCCGCGCGAAGGCUGACCGUAUCAUCAUCUGGACGGACUGCACGCCGAGCGGGCACAACUGGGACGAGGCCGUCCGGGACAUCCCGGUGCUGGAGGUACGGCAGAGGGGGCAGCCUAGCGACAUCUGGGGGAACGUCAUCAACAACGUGCCGCAUCGCUCGGACAUCACGCGUAUGGAGGUUCUAAAGGAGUAUGGCGGCGUGUACGUGGACUGGGACGUGUUUGCCAUGAAGCCUUUCCACCCUCUCCGUCGGUUUGACUUCGUCAUGGGGUGUGAGAUAGCCGGUCUGAACAACGGCCUCAUCCUGUCCAAGAAGGACGCUCCAUUCUUAAAGGUGUGGUGGGAGAACUACAAGCACUUUGACGACAACAAGUGGAACUUCCACUCCGUCAUGGAACCGUUCCGCCUGGCCUUCAAACACCCGAACCUGAUUUUGAUGGAGUUCAACACGCUGUCCCGACCAGGGUGGGAAGACUGGUGGGAUAUGAAGGCCAUGUGGAAUGAGGACCACCUGUUCCCCUGGUCACAUGUCUAUGGAGUACAUUUCAUCUACAGUUACCAUGGUGAUGAACACAACCCAGAAGACAUCAAACACAUGAGAGGGACCUUCGGACAAAUGGCACGAUGGGUGUACUAUGGUCAAGUGGAGUUUAUAGACUAA